Messenger RNA from Annulohypoxylon maeteangense, 933 nucleotides. RefSeq lists its product as uncharacterized. NCBI's taxonomy places the organism in Eukaryota, Fungi, Ascomycota, Sordariomycetes, Xylariales, Hypoxylaceae. The transcript has a single exon. The record is from RefSeq and is a predicted model, not a curated record. Bases 400 to 921 code for a protein of 173 amino acids.
GAUAAAUGGGGACUUGAGUUGUCGAUUUCUGUCGACUUGUACCUCCAAGAUAUGUUCCGCUUGUUAGAAGAUGUUCCCCAUAGCCAAAGCCGCCGCCGUUGGUUGCGGCUUUUUACAGCCCCGGUCGGGCGCGGAAUACCCCUUCUUUCUUUCCAUCACAGAUCAACAGAAGGAGAGGGUCUCUCCCAGACCCCCCUUCAAUUUUCUUCGUUCACUAAAAUAGUGAACGUCGAGGAGAUGACCAGUUAUGUCUAGGUCUCGGCAGAAAAGGCCUCUGCCAGAUCUGCAUGUUGGGUGGGUGUUAAUCCAGCCAUACCGGAUAGUAGACAUGCGGCCUCUAUCGCAUGCUGCAUUGUCGAGAGCCGCGACGAUAUAAAAUGGACCUUAUUGGAGCCCACUAUGUGGCGCUCCGGUCCUAGGCCAGCCAGGGGCAAGGCGAGAUCAUUCUCUCUCGCAACCUCAAAGGUUGCCCGCAGGCUAAUGGGAACGACAUACCCAUCGGUAAUGUCGAUGGGACUGGGAAUGAAGAAUCCCAGGAGGCGUCUAGAGGGACGGCCUCUGGUUGGGGGAUCUGGGGUCGGCCUUUGGCUUGGCCUAUGCUCGACGAGCAUAUCUUGUGCUCUGGCAACAUGCCGGUUGCCGGACAUAUAUGGGAUUCCGUGUAGCAGACUUGUGGUGCUUGGACCAUAUUGUACAUGGGUAUAUGUUGUAAACUCCCGGGUGGUAUUUACCAGCCCGUUCAUUGAAGUUGGUCAUGCGUCGAAGGAUGUAUUGGACGAUGCUUGGCACGGUGCCCUUGUUAAGGCUCCGGGCCCUGAUAGAUGGGAUGGGGUGGCAUCCUCCUAUGAAGAAGGAGCAAAGAUUAGUUCCAAGGCAAUAGCCAUUGCCAUACACAGUGCCGUUGACAGGCCCCCGAUAUGAUUAGUGUAGAGG